This is a messenger RNA of Hemicordylus capensis (graceful crag lizard), 2985 nucleotides long. RefSeq names its product zinc finger protein RFP-like. The transcript is spliced from 9 exons. Gene Ontology annotation, molecular function: protein binding; zinc ion binding. Bases 71 to 1570 code for a protein of 499 amino acids. NCBI's taxonomy places the organism in Eukaryota, Metazoa, Chordata, Lepidosauria, Squamata, Cordylidae. The record is from RefSeq and is a predicted model, not a curated record.
CUCCCUCUUCUCUUGUUUUGAAAUCAGAAACGAAACUAAGGCUGCUUUUAUUCGUUCGAGAAAGAGAGCAAUGGCGGGUCAGGGUACUGUAGAAAACCUCUGCGAUGAAACUACUUGUCCCAUCUGCUUGGAAUAUUUCAAAGACCCGGUGAUUUUGGACUGUGGGCACAAUUUCUGCCGAGCCUGCCUCACUCAGAACUGGAAAGGCUUUGGUAUGGCCGCUUCCUGUCCUGUGUGUCGAGAAAAGGACCAGCGAAGCAGUUUCAGGCCAAACCGGCAAUUGGCAAACGUUGUAGAACUUGUCAAGAAACUUAAGGAGGAAAACAGGGAAGAAGGAAAAAGGGGUGUCUGUAAAAGGCACCAGGAGCCUCUGAAGCUCUUCUGCAAGGACGACGAAGUCCCCAUCUGUGUGGUGUGUGACAGAUCCAAGCAGCACCGAGAGCACGCUGUGGUUCCUGUGGAGGAGGCUGCUCAGGAGUACCAGGAAAAAAUCCAAGCCCAGCUGCAGACUCUGAAGAAAAAGAGAGAUAAGGCCGUGGAUCAGAAAAUGGCUGAAGAGCAGAAAAGCCAGAAGUACCUAACCGAAUUAGCAGUGGAGAAGCAGAAGAUUAACUUUGCCUUUGAGAACAUGCAGAAGUUUCUUGAGGGGAAACAGCGCUUCUUGCUGGCCAGGUUGGGAGACUUGGAGACAGAGAUCAAGCGGAGGCAGGAAGAAAGUGUCACCAGAUUUUCUGCAGAGCUUUCCAUUCUUGGUAACUUGAUUAAAGAGAUGGAGGAGAAAUACCAGGACCCAACAAGUGAAUUCCUGCAGGACAUCAGAAACACUUUGAGCAGGUGCCAGAAGGGGCAAGUGAAGCAGAAGAUUGACUCAUCUUCAAAUCUGGAAGAGAGACUCAGAAGUUAUUCUUCAAGAAAUUCCAUUUUUGAUAAGGCUCUGGAAAGGUCUAAAGCAUCUCUGGAGCAAGUGCUGAAUGCAGAUCAAGCAUGGAACAAAGAAAAAGAAACACAAUCUAUGGAUCAAGCAUGGAACAAAGUGAAAGUGAUUCUGGAUCCAGAAACAGCAAAUCCCUCCCUCAUUCUGUCUGAAGAUCUGAAGAGUGUGAGAAGGGGAUUUCCAAAAGGCCAGCCUAACAAUACGGAAAGAUUUGAUACUAUGCUUUGUGUUCUAGGCCGUGAAAGAUUCACUUCAGGAAGGCAUUCCUGGGAGGUGGAGGUGCAGGAGGAGCAGAAGUGGACAAUGUGGCUUGUGGGGGUCGCCCGAGAGUCUGUCAAGAGAAAAGGAUUUAUCAGCCUUAAUCCUGCUGAGGGAAUCUGGGCUGUUGGGAAGACAAUAAUCAACUCAUGCUCACCUGACCAGAUCCUGGCUUUUACUUCUGAGUCAGAAACUCCUGUGACGUUGAGAAAAAAACUCAGGAAGAUCCGGGUAUCCCUGGACUGUGAAAAGGGUUGUGUGGAAUUUUUUCAUGCUAAUACAGACAUCUUGAUAUUCACUUUCAUUUCAGACUCAUUCUCUAGGGAAAGAAUCUGCCCUUUUUUCCUGGUGGACAUAGGAGUUAGACUGAAGUGCUGAAUCUGGGGCAGAACUGUUGGAGGGAGAGUUUUAUUUAACUGUCCCUUACUCCAGCAAAAUUGCUCAGGUGAAGAUAAUGCACAGCUCAUUAAGAGUCUUGGGAGACAGGUGAUUAAGAUUCAAAAUAAAUAAGUUUAUUGGGGAAAUACACAGUCACCUUAAGUGGUGCAGUGGGGAAAUGCUUGCCUAACAAGCACGAGGUUGCCGGUUUGAAUCCCUGCUGCUAUGUUUCCCAGACUAUGGGAAACACCUCUAUUGGGCAGCAGCGAUAUAGGAAGAUGCUGAAAGGCAUCAUCUCAUACUGCACGGGAGGAGACAAUGGUAAACCCCUCCUGUAUUCUACCAAAGAAAACCACAGAGCUCUGUGGGCGCCAGGAGUCAAAAUUGCCUUGAUGGCACACUUUACUUUACUCAUUUAGACAGAGAGCUUGCAUACUUGCCACUGGCAUGGUGCUGGAGAGGCAGUCUCUCUCUCAGAUGAGAGAAUAGCUCGAUUAAGACAUUAUGCUGUAGGAGUAUACAGAUGUCUGUACACUCGUACAUGUGUUUGAGUGAAUGACUAUACCUAUGUUCAUUUUUAAAGUGAACCUGGAUACAGGCCCUUCAAAUGCAUGGUACAAAUAGGAAGUGUACUUCUGUACCUGCAUUCAACAUAACGUGAAUGACUGUACCUGUUUAGAGAUCGGUACCUGUGUAUACUGUUCACUUGUUGUAUGUGUGAAUGUACCUAAUGAAAGCUGAGAAUAUCAGUCUACCAAACUGGGGCCCAGAGCUGAGGAAUAGAGAGGGUUCCCUAAUGUGCUAUCUCUGCUACUAAUGCCCCCAGUGGCCAAUAGUUUUAACCUCCAACUAAAACUGCAAUCGGGAAGUGGAUGUGUCAGUAGUGUGGAAUUCUGACCCUUAAUUGUUUUGGAGCCAAGUGGUGUUCUAGGCCAGGAAGUUUUUCACACCCACUUUUAGUUCACAUCUCCUCCAGAAUGGAGGUGUGCAUUCACAUAUCAGCCAGAUUUACCCAAAGUCCUUGCGAGCUCAGGGAGCACUUCACACACAAUUCGGAUUUUUCAGUAUGCGUUAGAGUAUAGCCCGAUUUGUAACCGGGCUUUUAAAAAAUUCACUUUUUGCAUCAUGUGGGGUGGGGGGGCAACUUCAAACUUGCAGUAAACCCUUCUGUCUGGGAAAGCUCCUGAUGUUUCUAUGUUCCUAGAGCUCCUUGACAGCUUCUAUACAAUUACUAUCUGUGAUCUUAUUUAGUUAGAAAAGCUGCAGGUUAUACCUUUCCUUAUUUUCUUCUAUUUUUUUCUGUUAUUUAUUCUGUUAUUUUCCUCAGUUGAUGCUUGCAUAUCUUCAUUGUUUUUCCUUUGCUGUUAAAAAGCCAUGUUAUUUAAUGGAAUAAUAAAUCUGGUUUGGAAACUCUU